UUGAAUGAUGUUUUCAAUUAUAACCAUGCUAAUGUAAUUCAUUGUUUCACAGCCGAAAAUGCAUUUUUAAAGCUUCACUGAGUCUCCAUUUCAGAAAUCAGGUUUAAUCAGUCAUGUACAUUGAACACAUGCACUGGAACGUCCUCUAAAGAGAUUGACAAAGUUGCCCGGGAUCUGUGCUCGCUACGGCUCUUAAAAGGGACAUAACCCCCCUCCCCUCCAUGGCAGGUUUCUAUUGUGGAGGGAAAGUGUUCAUCUGAGAUAUGAAAGGCCUGUACCUUUAAGAGGGCUGUCCCCCCUUUUCCUCAUGCUCCCCCCCCAACCACACAGAGUAGACACUCCUCCUGCGAGCAUUUGUGAAGCAGCUCCUGUCCCUUACGUCUCUUUGUGGGGAAACAGAGGGCACACUUUCUAGAGCAUAACUGGAGACAGAGACACAGAGUUCCAGGCAGGACGCCCAGGGUUCCAGCCUACAGCCACYCCUGGCCCAGCCCUGCAGGGGACAGCUCCCCCAGAGCACCUUGGCCAAGAGGUCCACGAAAGGAGAAGAGAUGCUAAUCAACUGGACCGUCCCAGAAAGUGAGAUGAUAUGAAUGAUAUGAAUCCAACUGAUAAAUGCUGGAUCUGAACCCUAAGUGAGAGGUGUAUUGAGUGUGUUGUGUAAAGUAACCAUUUUCUCUUGAAAAGUUAGACUGAAGCAUCGAAGUAUCCAGGUUACAAGGAUAAAGGCUCAUCGAAAGAAAACAAGAGAAAGGACACUUCAGCUGAGAAUUUAUGCAUUUUCAAGUAUUAUUUUUUUUACAUCUUGAAUUGCCCCAUUUGUAUUCUCAAUUCACCACCCAGCGUUUAWCUUAUUUUUUCAGCUGUCUGUAAAGCAGUAUGAAAGACUCUAUUGAAAGCACUUUCUGCGAGCCGGAUAAUAUUCAUGUCUGAAGCCUUGAAACUUUCGCAGACGUCUACAGAAAAAAGAAACCUAUAACGAGAAUAAGAAAACAAUGCUGUGCUGGAUCCCAUAUGAGUAAGAGUCUCUGACUGGACUUUUAUGAUUGKAGAAGAUACAGGAGUGAAGACAUGUAUUCCGGCUGUGGAGUUGGAGGGGCCAGCCUUCAAAGCCAGUAUCAGGGCAGGGACUCUGUCAGACCAUACACCGGACCUGGAGGGAAUGCACAAGCCCCAAUGGAAACCGGUGUGACCCCAGCUAGGUGCCCAGUAUAUCAGGUUCAGCCUUACAGUGGGCAGCCCUCCUGCACUGUCAACAGUGUUUCCAACACACAGCCCACCCCGGUGCCUACACCUCUACCUCCACCUCCCGCUGCACUCAAACCRGGCCAGGGUGGGUUCAAGAAGGUGUGUCGCACAGAGGAGGACUGCCCGUGCCCCUUCCCAGGAUUGGCCUCAGGAGUGCUGGAGAUGCGUGUCAAGGAGGGCAGUAAGAUCCGUAAYCUCAUGGGUUUCGCCAUGGCUCGCAUGCAGGGGGAUGUCAGUGGUGUUGGGGUUAGUGGAGGCGGUGGCCUGAGGCAGGUUGUUUUCUCUGGGUCAGGUCGUGCCGUCACCAAGACCAUCACAUGCGCUGAGAUCAUGAAGAGAAAAGUGGGGUCUCUGCACCAGCUGACCAAGCUGCGCUACAAGGGUGUGAGGGAGGUGUGGGARAGCCACGAAGGGGGGGCAUCGGAGAUGACUGUUCACAGGACCGUCCCCUCCAUCAGCAUCCUUUUGUCCAAAGACCCCCUGGACCCCCAGGAGCCCGGCUACCAGCCCCCUGAGACUCUCAGUGCUCUCUGGGAGGACAGAGACAGUGUGGAUGCCCCACAGACAGCCAGCAAGAGACCUCUUGGUCUGUCCCCAUACAGCAGUUUCCCUGAAUCUAAGAGAGUGUGUCUGGGUCUGGAUGACGGGACUCUGGCUCUGUCCACCCCCCUGGCUAACUGACUGACUGAACUGGUAUCAAACAGUUGAGUGGGAAGGAUCAUAGGAGUUCAUUCUGCACUGCCCUCCACUGAAGCACAGUGCUGAAACAAUCAGAACAUUCACUCAGACAGAACCGUGCUUUCUGAGGAGAACUGAGCACCCUGCCCACCCCAUCCUCCAGAGGUCAGUCAAAAUAGGACCUGAAAGCUUGUCUCUGUAGAUACAGCAUUUAUUGAACCCAUUUCUCAGCACAAUCAAUCGUUCGCCUUUGUGCCCAGAGAUACUUAAUAUCAUCAUACUAUAUGUCACACUGUAAGAGCUUAGACAUGACAGCACACGUAUCUUAUUUUAAAACAUCAACACAACACAGAGUGACCAAUCACCCAAGAUCCCAGAUUUCUGCWUUCAGUAGACUGACAAUACCUUUUGAACAUUGUAGUUCUGUUUUCCUAAUUAUAUCCUACAACUGCAAAUCUGUUCAAAUGCAUAUUGUAAUGAAUACACAGAAUAUCYACACUCCCCUACGUAUUUAUUUGGACAGGGAAGCUAAAAUGUUUAAUUUUGCUCUAUACGCCAGCAUUUUGGAUUUGAGAUCAAACGUUUCAUAUGAUGUGACAGUAGAGAAUGUCACCUUUUAUUUGAGGGUAUUUUCAUGCAUAUCUGUUUACCUGUUUAGAAAUUAAAGUACUUUAUGUAUCUAGUCCCCCAUUUGAAGGUGUCAUAAGUGUUUUAACAAAGGCACUUAUAGUGUUUAAAAUGUAGACWAUUAUUACACUAUGRGUGAAUUUGUCCAAAUACUUAUGGCACCUUCAAAUGGGGGGACGAUAUACAUAARGCGCAUUCAUUUCUAAACUAUCCAUAAUAUGGCAAAUGUCUCAUGUUUUCAAAUAUYCAAACAUUCAAAUAAACUAUAUGCAGGAAAAGCCUUUUUGUGUAUUCUUAUCCCUCAGCCUUGCCUAUAGUACUGUACAAAGUCCUGAUUGAAAAGGAAAUCACAGCGUGCUGAUGUGUUGAUAAGAGUAACGGGAGUGAAAUUUGUCUAAGAGACAGCUGAUUUAAUGGCAUGGCCCCUGAUAAGACGCAACUCCAGAACCAAGCAGCCUGACAGAUGCUGGGSGCUGAAAUACAGGGACAGAUUAUCGUUAAGAUUACAACACUACAUUGCAACACACUAGAGAAAAGGAUCAAAACUAAAGUUGAUAUAAAUUCACAUAGUCAGUGUCCCUCCAGAAUAUGAAACCAUAGCAGCAGACUCAACUCCAUACCAUAACUACAGUGCUAGGGUUCAAGUAGAGCAGUGGUUCCCAAACUUUUUAUAGUCCCGUACCGUUUCAAACAUUCAACC
Messenger RNA from Salvelinus sp. IW2-2015, 3253 nucleotides. Its product is annotated as ribonuclease P protein subunit p25-like. Lineage: Eukaryota; Metazoa; Chordata; Actinopteri; Salmoniformes; Salmonidae. Gene Ontology annotation, cellular component: ribonuclease MRP complex. Gene Ontology annotation, biological process: tRNA 5'-leader removal. Gene Ontology annotation, molecular function: RNA binding. The record is from RefSeq and is a predicted model, not a curated record.